Messenger RNA from Trifolium pratense (red clover), 4917 nucleotides. RefSeq lists its product as uncharacterized. Bases 1 to 4917 code for a protein of 1638 amino acids. The transcript is spliced from 11 exons. The record is from RefSeq and is a predicted model, not a curated record. Gene Ontology annotation, molecular function: DNA helicase activity. Gene Ontology annotation, biological process: DNA repair; telomere maintenance. Lineage: Eukaryota; Viridiplantae; Streptophyta; Magnoliopsida; Fabales; Fabaceae.
AUGGAGACCAACCGUAGUCAAGAAUCAAGAGAUCGUCAAAGACAAAGACGUACACAGAAUGCAAGAGACAGAAGAGAAAGAAUGACUACAGAGCAAAGACAACAACAUCUUGAAAAAAGGAGAACAAAUUAUAGACAAGCAAAAGAUAAAGGCAAACAAGUUCAAACAACAACCGCUACUAAUGUGGAUCCUGUGAUGCCAUUUCAUGACUUAUCAAAUACCAAUUUUGCUUCAACACGUUAUUAUGGAAAUCAUGAUCAUGAAGCUGGACCAAGUACUAUACAUACUAGCCACAUGACAUUUGAUCAAAAUUCUCAUUUCACAAAUUUUCAAGGAAAUCAUAGCUACGAAGCAGGCCCAAGUACAACAAACGUUGAUGACACUAUGCGUGAAAUGCCAAACAUUUUUCGAGCCACGCAUAAUUGUGCUCGAAAUUUUCAAAACAACACCAUCAUGGCGAAAGCCCUGUUACCUACUCCGAGAAGAUGUACACAUUGCAACGCAACAUUGUUUUACAAAGAAACCCAAGAUAUGUGUUGCAGAGGUGGAAAGGUCACACUUACACAAGUCCCUGUUCCUGAAGAGUUGCUACAAUUAUUUUCAGACAACUCAGCUGAAGGAAGACAUUUUCGACAACACAUUAGAAGCUACAACCAUGUAUUGUCGUUUACUUCGCUUGGUGUUCAUAUUGAUGAAAAUCUAAUCGCUACUGGACGUGGAAUAUAUACAUUUCGCGCUCAAGGGGCGUUAUACCACAAAAUAGGAGGCUUCCAUCCAAAUCAAGGUUCAAGGCCACGUUUCUUGCAGUUAUACAUUUAUGAUACUGAACAUGAGCUUCAAAAUAGGAUGAUGGAAAAUCCUCAACUAAAUCAAGUUGUAGUGUAUAGGUUGCAACAAAUACUCCAUCAAUGUAAUCCUUUUGUGAUUAAGUUAAGGCAACUUGCACUACAACCAAAUGUUCAGCAAUGUAGGUUUAUUAUAAAGGAACGCCCAAUAAAUGAACCACAAUAUAAUCUACCAUCUGCUUCUCAAGUCGCAGCGAUUGUUGUCGGAUGUGACGAGGACACAAUCGAACGUGGAAGAGAUAUAAAUGUCGUAGCUUACGAUGGAAGUCUAACCAAGGUUCAAGAAACUAAGGGGUUUUAUGAUCCUCUACAAUAUCCUAUAUUGUACCCUUUUGGCACGUAUGGUUGGGACCUCAACACAAAAAACAAUAUUGGAGGAAGUCUUACAUGUCGUGCAUACUACAGUUACAUGCUUCAGAUUCGUCCCAAUGAUCGAUCUGUUUUUUUAAAAUCGGGUCGACUUUUACAACAAUACGUCGUAGAUAAUUAUGUCAAAAUUGAGACGGGAAUUUUAAGGUGGGUUCGACAACAUCAAGCUAAUAUUCGAUCUGAAGUAUAUCAGGGGUUGCAAGAUGCAUUACACGAUGGAGAAAAUAAUGGAGAUAAUGUCGGACAAAGGACAAUACUGCCAUCGUCUUUUAUAGGCAGUAAACGAGACAUGGCACAAAGAUAUCAAGAUGGUAUGGCUAUCGUGUUGAAGGAUGGCAAGCCAGAUAUUUUCCUUACAAUGACAUGCAAUCCUUCUUGGUCUGAAAUUACUUCUGAACUUGGCCCACAUCAAACUCCGCAAGAUCGUCCUGACUUGCUAACAAGGAUUUUCCGAUCCAAAUUUGAGCAACUUAAGGAGGAUGUCAUUAAAAAAGGAGUUUUGGGAAAGGUUAAAAGUUAUAUGUACGUAACCGAAUUUCAGAAAAGAGGACUACCGCAUGUGCAUAUGCUUUUGAUCUUAGAUAAUGAUGACAAGUUACGUGAACCAGAAGAUUAUGAUCGAGUGGUAAGAGCAGAAAUACCAAAAGUUGAAUGUGAACCACAAUUACAUGCGGCAGUGCUAAAACACAUGAUCCAUGGGCCAUGCGGCAUGCUCAAUGAUAAUUCACCAUGUAUUAAAGACGGUCAAUGUAGAAAAAAAUACCCAAAAAACUUCGUACAACAUACACGUCAAGGAAAUGACUCAUAUCCUGAAUACAGAAGACGAUUUGGUGAACCAGUCUACCUAAAUAGAAAUAAGUCUAUUGAUAACAGAUGGGUUGUUCCUUAUAAUCCAUGGUUGUUGUUAAAGUACGACUGUCACAUAAAUGUUGAAGUUUGCAGCAGCAUCAAGAGCAUUAAGUAUUUGUAUAAAUAUGUUUACAAAGGUCCAGAUCGUGUUGCGAUGGAAGUUCACAGAGGUCAAAAUAUCGACGAGGUUCAGCAAUAUGUUGAUGCAAGAUGGAUCUGUGCUCCAGAGGCGUUGUGGAAAAUUUUUAAAUUCACCAUGUACAAAUUAUAUCCAUCUGUUGAAAGACUACAAAUUCACUUGCCAAAUCAUCAUCAAGUGCGGUAUUAUAAUCAUCAAAGAAUCGUUGAUGUACUUAAUGAUAACCGCAACUCAAUAACCAUGCUAACAGAAUUCUUUGCACUAAACCAAGUAGAUCCACAUGCUAGAAAUUUUUUGUACAGAGAGAUUCCAGAGCAUUAUUGUUGGCUAAAAGGAGUAAAGAAAUGGCGGCGAAGACAAAAUCCACGAAAAGCUAUUGGUCGCAUCUAUACAGUAUCCCCUUCAGAAGGAGAAAAAUUCUACUUACGUGUAUUGUUGUCUCAUUUAAGAGGACCAACAAGUUGGGAAUGCCUUCUUACAUAUAAUGGUACAACGUUUCACACAUUCAAACAGGCAGCAGAGCGUCGGGGCUAUUUGGAGUGUGAUAACAGUAUUCGAGAUUGCUUAGUCACUGCAUGCAAUAUUCAAUUGCCAUAUGCUCUACGAAGGUUGUUUGUUACUGUAUUAAUUUUUUGUGAACCAACUGAUGUUAGAGGUCUGUUUAAUGAGUUUUACCCCCAUAUGGUGGAAGAUUAUCAAACCAUAACAAUUUUGGUGGGUGAUAACUUAACUAAUAUAUUACUGAGAGAAUUGAAGGAACAACUACUACUCCAUGGAAAAUUCAUUGAAAACUACGAUCUUCCUGCGAUAACUUUUGGCACAACUGAAAAUGAUGGAUUACCAACCACAAUCCUGGAAGAAUUGUUAGUCCAAAUUCCAAAUGAAGACAUUCAAUCUGUUGAAAAGUUAAAUAAUGAUCAGAUGAUUGCUUUCAAUACUAUUAUGAAUGUCAUCAAUCAAAAGCAAACACAGAUUUUUUUCAUUGAUGGCCCUGGAGGUACAGGUAAAACAUUCCUCUAUCGAGCUAUAAUGGCCGUUUUGAGAAGUAGAGGUGAAAUUGUCCUAGCAGCGGCUUCGUCUGGUAUAGCUGCUACAUUAUUGCCUGGUGGAAGAACUGCACACUCUAGAUUUGGAAUACCUUUUGAUAUUGAGCCACGAUCCUUUUGUAAAAUAGGAAAGAACAGCAACCUUGCAAAACUCAUAAGAAGAGCAACUGCAAUCAUUUGGGAUGAGGCACCCAUGAUAAACAGAUAUUGUUUAGAAGCCUUAGACAGAUCUUUACAAGAUGUUAUGAGUUGUAAUGCUCCAUUUGGUGGAAAGGUAAUGAUCAUGGGAGGAGAUUUUCGCCAAGUGCUUCCUGUUAUUGCAAAGGGAAACAAGGCACAAAUGAUUUCUGCAAGUAUUGUUAGGUCUCAUUUAUGGUCAAGUACAAAGAUCCUACAUCUGCGCCAAAAUAUGCGAUCAAUGCAUGAUCAUGAAUUCGCAGAAUUUCUUAUGCGGAUUGGAGAUGGAAAUGAACCUACCAUGUCAGAAAAUAUGGUCAGGAUACCCAAUGAAAUUGUAAUACCGUGGGAGAGUGAAAAUUCAAUUCAAAAUCUUAUAGAACAUACAUUUCCCCAAUUACAAAAUCAUGCAUGGGAUGCAUCAUAUAUGGUAGAAAGAGCCAUCAUUACUCCAAAAAAUUAUGACGUUCAAAAAUUGAAUGACAUAAUUAUUGACCAGUUCCCUGGAGAUGAACAUAAUUUGAUGUCAUUUGACGAGGUUGAGGGUGAUACACAUAAUCUAUACCAGCAGGAAUACUUAAACACAAUUGCUAUUGGAAGUUUACCACCGCACAUAUUAAAAAUUAAAAAGGGAGCUCCAUUGAUGUUGUUGCGAAAUAUAGACCCCAAAUAUGGACUUUGCAAUGGGACAAGGUUGCUAUGUCGUGGUUUAUAUAUGAAUUUGUUGGAUGUCGAAAUACUUACAGGGCACAAUGCUGGAAAAAGAGCUUUUUUGCCCAGAAUUAAGCUUCAAACCACAGAAGGUGCAGGACUUCCUUUUGUGCUAACUAGAAAGCAGUUUCCCGUCAAACUAAGUUUUGCAAUCACUAUAAAUAAAUCACAAGGACAAACAAUUCCAAAUGUUGGAAUCUAUCUUCCAAGACAUGUUUUUAGUCAUGGUCAAUUGUAUGUCGCAUUAUCAAGAGGUGUCUCUCGAGCUGCGACAAGAGUGUUGAUUAAAGAAGGAAAGCUAGAAGUCAAACUACCAUACACUGAGAUAUUCCAGUUAUGUGAAGAGAUGAAAAGGAAACGCUUUGACAUGUACUUUGACACUCAAGAGGGAGAAUUCGAAAAAAAAUGGAACAUAUGGAAGGAUGAGCAAUCCAUUUCUUCGAUAAAAAAAAUUGACAACAAGGUUCAUCGUCUAAAAUUGUACUCUCUUGGAUGGGGAUCGACAAUAGUAACAGAUAAAACACAACUUUGGAAUAUCAUAAGAAAAGUACUAAUAGCUCAAAAGACAAGCAGAAAUCUCCAUUCUCCGAUAAAUCCUGAUAGCCGCCAUGGUGCUACAACUAAAUUAAAAAAAGAAAUAUCUAUUUAUCAGUUUUUCAAAAGUCAAAAAUUCAUUGAUAAAGGGAUAUAUGAAGAAUUGACAAGAAUUUUUAUAAGGGAAAUGAAAAACAAAAAUGGUUCAAAUUUCAUGUUUGACCUUCCUGUUAAGCAGCAUCAUUGA